UGGAUGAAGCGGAGCCAUUUACCACAGCAAUGUCAACCCUAUCCGCGGCUGGAGAAAUGCACAUUGCACGCUCCUUGUGUAUUUUCAUCGCAGCAUAGAAGAUAAAGGUUCGAGUACUACGGAGCAAUGGCACCGCCGACUGACGCGUCUUCAGCACAGCCUCACGGAUCCCAGGAAAAAAACGCACGUGGGAAUUUAAAGGAACAUUGAUUUUGCUGUAUUUUAAAGCAUCGCAUCAACCCCGCUCACGCUACCAAAACGUGAUUGAAGCUGAUUUAUCUGGUGAUGGUUUUCUAGAACAAACUGUUCCGUUUUGGCCAUCACAACGCAGACUGGAGAUCCAAUCCAUCACCGAUGCGUUAAUCGCAAGUCCGUCGCCGAGCUUGUUUUCUUGAUAUCAGAAUAAAAACAUCUGUGAUUCAUAGGAUCCAGCUGCACAAGCUCUAUAGUGUUCGAGCAUCCUUCCGCCAGUGUGCAUCAUCAUCACCCUCAUCAUCAUCAUCAUCAUCAUCGCGCCCUGCAGCUCCAUCGCAAGAGGGAGGAUCCGCAGAGGAAAUCUCCGGGCAACACCACGCAUUCAGAGGAUGCUUUGGAUGUAAAAUAAAUAACGAUGGGGAAAGAUCAUGAAUUACUUCAAGCGGUGAAGACGGAGGACCUGAUGACGGUGCAGAAGCUCCUGCAGAGGCCCAAACCUGGGAAAGCAAAGUUGCUGGGCUCUGCCAAGAGGGUGAACGUCAACUUUCAGGACACUGAUGGAUUCUCACCACUGCACCAUGCAGCUCUCAAUGGAAAUGUGGAGGUUAUAUCACUGCUGGUGGACUCUCAGGCCUUAGUUGACAUCAGGGACCAGAAAGGGAUGCGACCUCUGCAUUAUGCAGCAUGGCAGGGAAAGUCUGAACCCAUGAAGUUGCUGCUGAAGUCAGGUUCCUCUGUGAACGGUCAGUCUGAUGAGGGUCAGAUCCCCCUGCACCUGGCCGCUCAGCACGGACACUAUGACGUAUCUGAGAUGCUUCUGCAGCACCAGUCGAACCCCUGCAUAAUGGACAAUGCUGGGAAGACGCCAUUAGACUUGGCUUGUGAAUUCGGCCGUGUUGGGGUGGUCCAGCUGCUGCUGAGCAGUAACAUGUGUGCAGCUCUGUUGGAGCCCAAACCCGGAGACUCGACUGAUCCCAACGGCACCAGCCCACUGCAUCUCGCUGCCAAGAAUGGACACAUCGAUAUCAUCAGACUGCUGAUCCAGGCGGGCAUCGAUAUCAACAGGCAGACCAAAGCGGGCACUGCUCUCCAUGAGGCUGCACUGUGUGGGAAGACUGACGUAGUGCGCCUCCUGCUGGAUAGUGGCAUCAAUGCAGCAGUGAGAAACACAUUCAGCCAGACAGCGCUGGAUAUCGUCUAUCAGUUCACUGCUACACAGGCCAGCCGGGAAAUCAAGCAGAUGCUACGAGAUGCCUCAGCAGCCUUGCAGGUCAGGGCCCUGAAGGACUACUGCAACAAUUACGACCUGACAAGCCUCAACAUAAAGGCUGGAGACGUUAUCACGGUUCUGGAGCAACAUUCAGAUGGGAGGUGGAAGGGCUGCAUCCAUGAUAACCGCACAGGGAAUGACAGAGUGGGCUACUUCCCCUCCAGCAUAGUGGAGGUGAUCAGUAAGAGGCCUGGGGCUGUGGGUUCAUGGAGUACAGUCACUUGUACCCAACAGUAUCAAAAGAUACAGCUCUGUGCGCCGGUGUGCGGCCCCGUGUCGCCCGCCGUUGCCAUGGUGAAUGGGGACUCGUAUCAUGAGAUUCAUAUCCUGCCGCCUCCUCCACCUCCGCCACCACAUUCCCAUCUGCCACUUUUCACUUCCUUUGGCUAUAACAGGUCCCCCAACAACUCAGAAGAGCCACACAGUGGACAAGAGGCCAAGAAUGAUCAAGAUUUGGCUAGUUCUCGCGGCUCAGACUCCAGUCCACAUGGCUCACCCACCACAGCCGGUGGUCCCCAGGGUGGCGGCAGCAGCGAAGAGAUCUGGGUGCUGCGCAAGCCUGUGGCAGGUGGAGACCGCAGCAGUGUGGGCAGUUCAGGGAGUGUGGCCAGUGCCCGAUCCUCUGGUAGUGGACAGAGCGCAGGCAGCAGCAAUAUCCUUCACGCACAGGCAGAGGGAGUCAAGCUUUUGGCCACGGUUUUAUCACAGUCUGCCAAAGCUAAAGAACACCUGCUGGAGCAGACGAAGUCUUUGGAACACCCUUCUCAUGCUUCCAGCAACAAAGGAUCUUCCUCACGCAGUCAGAGUUUGUCAAGCUGUCCACUCCAUGAGCAGCCGUAUGGGGAGGCAGUGUCCCAGAGGAAAGGGGAGGCGCUGCCUGAGGGGAAGAGCUCAGAGGCUGUUAUCGAAUGGCUGAGUGAAUUUCAGCUGCAGGUCUACGCUCCAAACUUCAUCAGCGCCGGCUAUGACAUUCCUACAAUUAGCCGAAUGACCCCAGAGGAUUUAACAGCUAUUGGAGUAACCAAACCAGGACAUCGAAAGAAGAUAACCUCGGAGAUAAAUAAGCUCAGUGUUAAUGAGUGGCUGCCUGAUCAAAAACCGGCGAGUCUUGGAGAAUGGUUAUCCUUGAUUGGGUUGAGCCAAUAUCACCAAAUUUUAGUCAAAAAUGGCUACGAGAACAUUGACUUUAUCACUGACAUUACGUGGGAGGACCUUCAGGAGAUUGGCAUCACAAAACUUGGACACCAGAAGAAGCUUAUGCUUGCAGUGAAGAAGCUGGCUGAGAUCCAGAAGGCCACUGAUGGUCGUAACGCAUUGCGUAAAAAGCCCCCAGCCGCUCAGGAGGUGAUGGCAAUUGAAAGCCCACCCCAUGAUAGCAUAGAGUGUAUGUCUCCUAAAAUGAGCACCUUUCAGGACAGUGAACUGAGCGGGGAGUUACAGGCAGCUCUUAAACACCCUGCUGAUGUGCAGGACUGCACAGAGUUGAGAAACAACAGUGCUCCGGGAGCACAGCACCGAGCCCGCAGUCUGCAUGAGAACAGCAUGAAUAAGAGCCGAGACACAGAGGAGCCUAGCGGGCCACCCAGAAAGGAGGCACGUACAAUGCGCCAGAGCAGCCAAGGAGGCCAGAGAAGUGUCUCAUCGGCGCAGCCAAAACCACGUCAGUCUUAUCCCCAAGGUGCAGGACCACCCUAUACUCCACCACAAACACCCACCAAAAUGAAGCCUCCCGCCUCACAAACGAUGAGCAACCCACCAGGUAAACCAAAACCUAGUCCUCAGCUGCUCCAACAGACAGAGAAGCCCAUGACACCUCGUGCUCACCCCCAAUCCCCAACUCAAAUGUCCCAUCCACACCCAGCUGCCCAGCCUGUGGAAACCAUGGAAGCUGCACCCCAAGGAGCUGCUGUCUCAGUGCCACUCCUGUGCCUGCCACCAGAUGGCGACGAUGCUUGCGAUGAGUAUGGUCUGCCUAAGAAACGUGCCCACAGCCUGAAUCGAUAUGCUGUGUCUGAUGGCGAGCAGGAGCGCGAUGAACUGAAUGUGACAGAUUCAGGAGGAAAGUAUGCAACAGUACAGCACCGGGUGGGUCGCAGCAACUCAAUGAAAGGGCAGGCAGAAAAGAAUGUCAACCGAAGCCAGUCCUUUGCACUCAGGCAGAAAAAGAAAGGUCCUCCUCCACCUCCCCCUAAACGCUCUAGUUCGGCUAUCUCAAGCUCCAGCAGUAAUCUGGCUGAAGUACCCAAGGAGGCAAGCAGUGGACCUCUUUUGGAUGUUCCCUAUCAACCACAAAGACGUGCUAGUGACCUGGGUGGCACUGUAGACACAGGCAGUGCAGGAACUGUGAGGAGCAUUGCGGCCAUGUUGGAAAUGUCCUCUAUUGGUGGGGGUGCCAAGGGUCUUGCUUCACAGAAAUCUGCAGGUCACUAUCUGCAGGUGGGUUCUGCUGGAACAAAGCAGCGUGAUGCCAUUGGACUGGAUGGGGAAGUAGUGAACCGCCGCAGGACCAUUAGUGGGCCUGUCACUGAGUUGGUGGCAGCUGCUAAGCGAGGACCAGAGCCUGUCCAGGAUAGACAACGCACUGAACCACAAUCAAGCUCUAGUGGGAGUUCAGCAGAGAACCUUCCGUUUGCUGAGGAUGGAAACCUUACCAUCAAACAAAAACCUAGACAGGGAAAGGAUGAGGCUGAGGAGAGCCUAGAAAUGUCGUACUCUUUACCCCAGGAAGACCUUUCAUGUGUGGAUGCCACAGACUCACUGAAAAGGAGGGUCCAGAGCACCAAGCAGCAGCCAAAUGGCACCAAGUUCCUGCUCACAGAGUCAAAUACGGUUAAGCGCCGUCCCAAAAGCAAAGACAAAGAUGCAGAGGAUCAACAGGAUGGGCAGAUGCACGUACCAUACGAGAAUGGGACUGGGACCAUUAAAAGACGCCCUGUGUCAGAGGUGACCGUUUCAGAGCAGCCCCGGCCACAGGAACAUCCCGAGAACUCGCCCCGUCGGGACAGUCCAGACCUGGAAGGCCACACCACUGAGAGUACCCCUCGUAAAUCUGUCAAGCCUCCAGUGUCUCCCAAACCUGUUCUGGCCCAGCACAUAAAGAAACAAGGACCACCGGCUGCCAUCACCAAGAAAGCUCCAUUUCCUGGACCAACUGGGGCACCUGGCAGCCCAGGUACUACACAGUGCGGGCCUUUCACUUGCCCUGUCUUUACACAAUUAUUUGAAGGAAAGAAAGUACCUCCUCCGAUUUCACCAAAACCUACACCUCCUCCCACAGCUCCCAAACCAUCCAAAAAUGUUCUGCAGUCUUUAAACACGACGCCUAAUCCCACUCCCACACCAUCUCCAGCCAAGCAGACUAUCACCAGAAUGGCCAGUACAGCUUCUGCCCAGACCAACCCUGUCAAGGCUACAACCCCACUAGCUUUGAGCGCGCAGACCUCACACACACCACAGUCUCCUCACACCCCACACACACCUCAGUCUCCUCACACCCCACAGACACCUCAGACACCCCAAACCCCACAGACUCCACCAACCCCCACCCCUACACCCCCACCCGUGAAGCCCCCUCGCUCCUCAAUCAGUGGUGUAUCCAUGGACGGUUCAACUGGAUCAGCAUGUGUCGCAGGGGUAGUGACGGCAGAUGCAAUGCACCAGAAGAUAGAGGAGACCAGUGCCUCACUGGCUGCGGCCCUGCUGGCAGUAGAAGAGAAGAUCAAGGAGGAUGGGCAAAGAGACUCAAUGACUGAAAACAAGAGCACAGUGAGCAUCCUAGACGACAUCGGCAGCAUGUUCGAUGACCUGGCCGAUCAGCUGGAUGCCAUGCUGGAGUGAAGAGCACAGCAUGUGUCUCUGUGGCACAACCUCAGGACCCCUGGAGAGCACAAGGGCACAGUGACCAACAACAUACCCACCUACCCCUUUCCUUCAUCCCUUGCUCCUCUCUCCCCCUACUGUUCUCCUGCUCAUUCCCCAUUGUCAUGAAACACCUGUCUCUCCUCUCUCCCUCCGAGUUGGUUUUGCACAAACCCGAGUUGAUGUACCUCAGGACUGGGCAGAAGGCCAUGCAGGGCUUUAAACAUCAAAGACAGAGCAGAGGGUGGAGAGGCAGAGGUUGGGUUUUAAAGCUCAACUCUCUGUCCAUGGAAUAUCUCUAUCAACCAUGAGCAAUGAGUAGUAAAAUAAUAAUAUGAAAACAAUAAAUGUAUAUGAAAUAAUAGUAUGGUAUGUGUACAUUGUAAGCAUGAGGAAAGUUUGUAUCUAUAAAGAAAAAAAUCUCAUAGUGAGAGUCAUGCAUUAGUACAGUUAUAUAUAUAAAUAUAUAUAUAAAUAUAAAUAUUUUAUGUUUUUAUUCCAUGUUCAAUGGUACAUACAGUGUUGAAACAUUAAGAAAUCUAUAAAGUUUGAUGACAGAUAUGUGGAUUUUUCUAUGACUAUAAUGAAGUUUUAAAACAAAACAAAAAAUAAGUCUGGCUUAAACAUCUUGUAUGUUUGGCUGUGCUCUGCUGAAGAGUGUUGUGGGCUGUGUUGAAUGUAGUGACUGAAGUGGCUGUUUCACCCCCUGCUCUGUGCUUGCUCUGGGCUCCCGCUCUGUGCUGCUGCUGCUGCUGCUGUGACCCUUUAUGUUUCCAUAUACUUUUUCCCUGUGCGAACUCAUACAUUCCUGCUUCUUCCUUCACCCUCCCUAUUUUUCUUUGCCCUCAUCAUGUGCAGUGUCCUGUGUGCCUUAACGUGAGAGGUGACCUCAGUGCUGCUAACACACAAGCAAACAGGUUCAAGCUGAGAUAGGCCCGAUGAGAGGCAUUGCCUUGUGGGAAGGGUGCUCUGAUUUGGCGAGGCAUGGCCUCAUCCUUGGACAUCUCUAUGCUUUAGUCAUCUGCAGAAAGGGGAUACACAGUGUAGGCGGCCUUGAAGUCAAAGCCAUUUUACUUCCGUGAUGUAAUGCAUUUCUAGGCCUAAAUGCUACAAAAUAUACAAUGGUACUUGAUUCUGUUCUUUGGCAAUUUAAAGUAGGCACUGGAUACCAAAAUAGCUAUUUAGCUAUUUGUUAGCAUUAUGAAAUAGCCUGUGUGCCGAAAGUGAAUAUUAAGACAAAUUCAUUUUUCUUAGGAAUAAAGUGUCCAGGAUUGUGCAUUAAGAAAGUAAAUAGAGUCAUGUUGACUUUUACUACACCUGAGAAACACAGGCGAUGUACACGGAUCCAGUGAUGGUUUGGGUUUUUGGAAGGUGGGACAUCAGGAAGCACAAAGUGAGAAAGUUGCAAAUGUAUGUGUUUGUGAGUGGCAUAAAACGGCAAUCGAAAAGAAACAUGCAUGUAAGGUGUUAUCGACUGACAGUGUAGUGAACUAACAAGGAUUUUGCAAUUUCUGGAUUUUGCACCACUGGUCAGGUGUGUUUCCACUGGAAGCAUGCAUGCAUGCUGUCUAAUCUCAGAACAUUGCGCAGUGGCUGUUUAAGGGUGUGAAUGUACCAUGGUGUGCCUGCUUUGUAUUGAAUUCCCCCCAGUAUCAUCGAGACAGACAUUUCCUCAAUGACCAAAGUUAUAGCACUAGUCCAAGAUGCAAAUUAAGCUUGGGUACAUAACUUAUUCUGAAAAACAUAGCAGUAGGUUAAACAUAUUCACUGAGACUCACAUUAGGUGACUUUUACAGGGACAUAUUGAGGGUAGAAUGAGUGACGCUUUGACAGUUUGGUCUCUGUGGACAUGAGAUGUUAACAGAUGCCAUGUUCACUCAUUCAUGGUGAGGGCAGUUUGCUGUUAUGACAGCACCAAACCUAUUGGAAGCCUCUGAAUGUCAUUAUCUCAUUGCCAGCAAACUCAGUCUCUCAUUACUUAACCAUCUUUGUUGCCAUGACAAUCUGCCUGCUCAUUAUUAGAAUAGUCACAGCAUCAAAAUGAUCUUAAAUGCAAUUUAAGAAAGGGCCCAAAGGAAGGGGAACACAAGCAAGAAAAAUAGUUGUGUAGGUCCCACAAUGCUUUACACACUUUCAGUAGCGCCAUAUGCUUAAUCCCUUCCCUGGUUCUUAAAAAAAAAAGAGAGAAAAGAAUAUUUGUAAUAUUUAAGUUAUUAACAGAGAUUAUUAUAGAUGUUUUCAAAAAGUAUUUAACGAUGCAGCAUCAAGAGGGCUUGUUGAUGAAACUGCUAAUAUUUGAGACAAACGUGUCUUCUUGGCUCAAAGGGUUUUAAAUGAAUUGUAAAUGGUCAUUUUUUUAGAAGUCCAGUUUUCUUUUUUAAGGUAACUUUUUGUGACAUGUUUUUUGACUGCCAUGUCUUCAGAUGAAAUAAGUUGUAUAUUAUGCAAUGUUACAUUUUUUUUUUUUUAACAUGUAUGUGCCUUGCUUUAGUUCUUUUUAUUUAGUCUUUCAUGUUUGAACUAUGUGAUAUGUGGCCGGUCUCAGCUUUUGUCCACCAGAUGUUCAGAAUUAUAUCCCUCUUUGUUGUGGUCUGCUCCGUGGACAAAGUGCAGAUGUCUGGCAUGGGAAUGGCUUUUAUAAAAGCUUUAUCAUGCCUAUCGCUUCAAACGACUGGGUGUCGAUCCAGUGUUCAUUUAAUAGUUACAACCCUGUCCUCACUUCUUCUGUGUAUAUAGCUGGAUGUUUGUCACUGUGAAAUCAUCCUUUUUUUUUAACUUGAUUUCUCCACUUUAAAGUUCUCAUUUCUGUCAGUUUCUUAUCGUCAUGUUUGCUUCUUUUUUAAUACCAGAGAA
Molecule: messenger RNA, 8176 nt
Organism: Pimephales promelas (fathead minnow)
Lineage: Eukaryota; Metazoa; Chordata; Actinopteri; Cypriniformes; Leuciscidae
Gene: caskin1
Product: CASK interacting protein 1
Molecular function (GO): protein binding
Source: RefSeq, a predicted model, not a curated record